AUGUUCUGCUGCGGAGGUACGGAGGAGGAACACACUGGACCGCCUGCGAACCAAUAUGCCCCGCCUAGAGGAGGCAACACCUACGGUGGCGGAGGGAGUGGGAGAGGAGAGCCAAGGAGUUCCAAUAUGGUAAAGAGUGGGGCUCCACAGAAAGUCUUACCCAUUGAAACACCAGCCAUAUCAUUGGACGAAUUGAAUAGGUGUACAGGCAAUUUCGGCUCCAAAGCUUUGAUUGGAGAAGGCUCUUAUGGAAGGGUUUUCUAUGCAAAGUUGAGUAAUGGCCAGGCUGCGGCAAUAAAGAAGUUGGAUACCAGUACAUCACAAGAUCCAGAUUCUGAAUUUGCAGCUCAGUUAUCUCAAGUGUCAAGACUUAAGCAUGAGCAUUUUGUGGAGUUGAUUGGGUAUUGCUUGGAGGCUAACAAACGGAUUUUGGUGUAUCAGUUUGCCACUUUGGGUUCUGUACAUGACAUAUUACAUGGAAGGAAAGGGGUACAAGGGGCUGAACCCGGUCCGGUUCUAAGUUGGAACCAGAGAGUUAAAAUAGCCUGUGGUGCAGCCAAAGGCCUCGAGUUCCUGCAUGAAAAAGUUCAGCCUCCUAUUGUUCACCGUGAUGUCAGGUCCAGCAAUGUCCUACUCUUUGAUGAUUAUUCUUCCAAGAUAGCGGAUUUCAGCCUGACCAAUCAGUCGUCCGAUACUGCGGCACGGUUGCAUUCCACUAGAGUCUUGGGGACAUUUGGUUACCAUGCCCCUGAGUAA
This is a messenger RNA of Morus notabilis, 756 nucleotides long. RefSeq names its product probable protein kinase At2g41970. Gene Ontology annotation, biological process: protein phosphorylation. The transcript is spliced from 4 exons. The record is from RefSeq and is a predicted model, not a curated record. Gene Ontology annotation, molecular function: ATP binding; protein tyrosine kinase activity. Bases 1 to 756 code for a protein of 251 amino acids. Lineage: Eukaryota; Viridiplantae; Streptophyta; Magnoliopsida; Rosales; Moraceae.